Cyprinus carpio (common carp) is the source of this 1044-nucleotide messenger RNA. RefSeq names its product short coiled-coil protein b. Lineage: Eukaryota; Metazoa; Chordata; Actinopteri; Cypriniformes; Cyprinidae. The record is from RefSeq and is a predicted model, not a curated record. Gene Ontology annotation, cellular component: trans-Golgi network.
UCAGAGUACAGAAGACGUCGCUGGGGUUGUGUGGGACCUCUUCUGCCGGUCUACUUUCACAUUGCAAAGUUUCCAUCAGGCCUUGCCCUCAUCCCGAAGUGUGUUCACGAGAGUCGCAGCCCUGCAUUUCAAAACAGAAGACGAGUAUUUCGCCAUGAACUCUGACAUGGAUGGUGACAUAGAAAAUCAGGUGGAGUUGGAGGAGAAGACCAGACUUAUAAACCAGGUCCUUGAGUUGCAGAAUACUCUUGAGGAUCUCUCAGCUCGGGUGGAUGCAGUAAAAGAAGAAAAUCUGAAGUUAAAAUCAGAGAAUCAGGUUCUUGGGCAGUACAUUGAGAACCUCAUGUCGGCAUCUAGCGUGUUUCAGACCACUGACUCCAAGAGCAAACGGAAGUAAGAGGGCAUCCUCUUUCCCAGAAUCCCUUGUGUAGACGGCAACCCCACACAGAUAAACCCUUGCCAUAUCAGCUCAUUUAAACUUUUUUGAUCCUUAUGCCAUUAAAAUUAUAAGUAUUUACAUUUAUUUAUCAGUAUUAAUGUUCUUUAAAUGUUUUAUCUUCAACAACUUUAUUAAACAUAUUACAUACUAAAUUAUAAAGAUACAAACUUGUUAGACCUUAUGUUGUUUUGUAGUUUUUUAUGUUCAGACAGGGUAUGAUAUUAAUAUUAUUUUUAAUAUUUUAAAUUGUUUUGUCUCACUAAACAAAUUGAUAACUGAUUAAAAAUGUAAUAUGUAUUUUGUAUUUCAUUUCAUAUUUUUGCUUUCUAGAUGAGGGUACGGCUGUGAUGCCAUGACAGUUGCUCUCUCCCGCUGAGCUGUUUGUCUGUAUCAGCACUGAUUAUACUCCUGUUGAGAGAAAACAUUUCAGGCCAUUCUGAUCAGGGAAUGAAAUUUAGACCCUUUCCUUGGUGCUAUCAACAGAAGGGAGUUCUCUGGCUUGCGUCACAUCUGUGCCUCUGAAUAUCUCAAUGCAUUUGUUGUGUUUGAAUGUGUAGAAUCUUACCAUUGUGUGGUAUGUUUGAAUUAAAACAAAUAUAAUUUGC